Molecule: messenger RNA, 1566 nt
Organism: Lemur catta (Ring-tailed lemur)
Lineage: Eukaryota; Metazoa; Chordata; Mammalia; Primates; Lemuridae
Product: general transcription factor IIH subunit 2
Exons: 16
Coding region: 61-1248 (395 amino acids)
Biological process (GO): regulation of transcription by RNA polymerase II; nucleotide-excision repair; DNA-templated transcription
Cellular component (GO): transcription factor TFIIH holo complex; transcription factor TFIIH core complex
Molecular function (GO): zinc ion binding
Source: RefSeq, a predicted model, not a curated record
UCCGGCACAGUCUCGUCCUGGCAGUACCGAUUAUUGAAUAAUAAAAUACUUUUUAAAAAAAUGGAUGAAGAACCUGAAAGAACUAAACGGUGGGAAGGAGGCUAUGAAAGAACAUGGGAGAUCCUUAAAGAAGAUGAGUCUGGAUCACUUAAAGCUACAAUAGAAGACAUUCUAUUCAAGGCAAAGAGGAAAAGAGUAUUUGAGCACCAUGGACAAGUUCGACUUGGAAUGAUGCGCCACCUUUAUGUGGUAGUAGAUGGGUCAAGAACAAUGGAAGACCAAGAUUUAAAGCCCAAUAGACUGACAUGUACUUUAAAGUUGUUGGAAUACUUCGUAGAGGAAUAUUUUGAUCAAAAUCCUAUUAGUCAGAUUGGAAUAAUUGUAACUAAGAGUAAAAGAGCUGAAAAACUGACUGAACUCUCAGGAAACCCAAGGAAACACAUAGCAUCCCUGAAGAAAGCUGUAGAUAUGACCUGCCAUGGAGAACCAUCUCUUUAUAAUUCCUUAAACAUAGCUAUGCAAACUCUAAAACACAUGCCUGGACAUACAAGUAGAGAAGUCCUAAUCAUCUUCAGCAGCCUUACAACUUGUGAUCCAUCUAAUAUUUAUGAUCUAAUCAAGACCCUAAAGGCAGCAAAAAUUAGAGUGUCUGUUAUUGGAUUGUCUGCGGAGGUUCGAGUUUGCACUGUACUUGCUCGUGAAACUGGUGGCACAUACCAUGUUAUUUUAGAUGAAAGCCAUUACAAAGAGUUGCUAACACAUCAUGUUAGUCCUCCACCUGCCAGCUCAAGUUCUGAAUGCUCACUUAUUCGUAUGGGAUUUCCUCAGCACACUAUUGCUUCUUUGUCUGAUCAAGAUGCAAAACCCUCUUUCAGCAUGGCGCAUUUGGAUAGCAAUACUGAGCCAGGGCUUACAUUAGGAGGCUAUUUCUGUCCACAGUGUCGGGCAAAGUACUGUGAGCUACCUGUUGAAUGUAAAAUUUGUGGUCUUACUUUGGUGUCAGCUCCGCAUUUGGCACGGUCUUACCAUCAUUUAUUUCCUUUGGAUGCUUUUCAAGAAACUUCCCUAGAAGAAUAUAAUGGAGAAAGAUUUUGUUAUGGAUGCCAGGGGGAAUUGAAAGACCAACACGUCUAUAUUUGCACUGUGUGCCAAAAUGUUUUCUGUGUGGACUGUGAUGUUUUUGUUCAUGAUUCUCUACACUGUUGUCCUGGCUGUAUUCAUAAGAUUCCAAGUCAUUCAGGUAUUUGAUUCCAGCAUGUAGUAGAUAUUGUAUGUGUUAAAAGGAAAGUUGCAACUGUAAAUAAAAUGAUUCUUUAGAAGAAUCUUCUUUUAAAACAUGAGUAACAAUUUAAGAAACUUUUUGCUAAGAAAAUACAGUAUUUUUUUAAGUGUUUUAUUUGUAUCUUGUCACAGAAAUGCCUGGAAUUCAAUAGUACUUGAUUCAAUUUUGUUUUUUAUUAUUUUGAGUUACGUUUUCAAAGUUAUUAUGCAUUAUUAUGUAUAAAUUAUUAUAAUAAUUAAAUUGAUGUGAUAAUUUUAUUUUAUAAUUAAAAUACAAAAUCUUUA